This is a messenger RNA of Lithohypha guttulata, 1932 nucleotides long. RefSeq names its product calponin (gene SCP1). The record is from RefSeq and is a predicted model, not a curated record. The transcript has a single exon. NCBI's taxonomy places the organism in Eukaryota, Fungi, Ascomycota, Eurotiomycetes, Chaetothyriales, Trichomeriaceae. Bases 1 to 1932 code for a protein of 643 amino acids. Gene Ontology annotation, biological process: actin filament organization. Gene Ontology annotation, molecular function: actin filament binding. Gene Ontology annotation, cellular component: actin cytoskeleton.
AUGGCAUCCGUGUCGAGCCUGGACCAGGACAUGCGCAAAUUGCGUCUGGAUCGCUACACCCCUGGCGCUGCAAAUGAGAUACGAGGAUGGAUUGAGAAUACUCUCGGCGAAAGACUUGCGCCAGGUGAUCUUAUGGAAGCACUGCGGGAUGGUGUCGCUUUAUGCAAGUUGAUCAACCUGGCAGUCUCGCCUAAUAUCAAGUACAAGGCCUCGAACAUGCCCUUCGUGCAAAUGGAAAAUAUCAGCCAUUUUCUCAAAGCCUGCGAGAUGCCACCUCUCAAUUUGCCCGCGCAUGAUCGUUUCUUGACAGUUGAUCUUUACGACAAGAAGGAUCCCGCUCAAGUGUUACAGUGUAUCGCUGCUUUUAGCCGGAGAGCCAAUCAAGUCAAUCCUACCAACUUUCCGACCACGAUAGGUGCAAAGAGCAAAGGAGGCGCAUUGAGCCCAGAAUCGACUGGACCUGGCUCAAGCCCAUAUUCUCCCAAGGUAGUGGGAUACACGACCAAUGCUCCGAAGACAAAAACUUCGCCUGCAACCACAUUCAAUCCAUUGAACAAGGCCGCCUAUGCAAGUUCGGGCCGAACGAGCCCUACCAAAAGCGCCAGUCUAUCAAGAGGCGGGUUAGCUACGGGAGGGUCAAUCAGUAGCUGGAGUACGGAAAGUGACAGAAACAAUACCGCUCCAGCUUGGAAUACGGUUCAAUAUGGUAGCUUCGCCGGACCUGACCAAGGCAAGCUGGGUGUUGUGUAUGGAGGUAGACGCCAGAUUACGAGUACAGCGCCAGAAGUACCUUCCUUAGUCGAGAAGGAGAAGCGCCUUCGCGAAAAACUUGAGCAAGAGAAGCAACAGUUGAGAGAUAACGAGGCACGUCUAAGAGCGCAGCAAGAAGCUGAAGAGGCGCAAGCCAAGGAAGAAGAGGAGAGGAAAUGGCAAGAGGAAACAAAUCGGCUGCGUAGGGAGGAAGAACUUGCUCAACAGCAGGAAGAAUCACGAGGGCUACGAGAAGAACAGGCGAGGAAAGACCAGGAGGCUGAGGAGCGUCUCUCUGCCUCGAGGAAUCGUCAAAGAACGACAAGUGACGCGCGCCUUAAUGGUCAAUUUCUUAGCCAGUACCAUGCCACGCAGAAACCUCAACCCGCUCUACCUAAAAGAUUGGAACCUCAACUAUCAGCUGAACAGCGCAGAAUUGCUGAUCUGGAACGGGAGCUCGAAGGACUCAGACAGCAACAGGCUACGACCACGCAUGAGAGACGACCGCAAGAGCAUAUUUCACUAGAUCCCUCAACCGUGAAGGUCGAUGAUGAGCCGGAUCCACAGCAACGUCCAGCACUGCCAACAAGACCUUCCAACAACGUGCAGACAGCCCAUGAAGACGACUGGGACGCAUCUGAACGAGACUACCUUCGUAAUGCGCACAAGGAAUACUCUUCAAUAGCUGCAGAGCACAGUCUACCUCCCAAACCACCACGACCUCAGCCCGCCGAGCCAGCUCGACCAUUACCAGAUCCAUCUACCUACGCACCGAACACUACCCGUACGUCACGUUUUCUCACCACCAACCCUGCACCAGCGCCUACGCAAGCUAGCCAGCACACUCCCAACGAGGCGUCACAUGGCACCACUGCCGAGAUCGAUGCUGAGAACGCAAGGAGACUAGCAUCACAACAUAGUACUCGUGCAGGUGGCUGGGCAAGCAAGAGCUUACUGGAACGGGAGAUGGAGCGCGAACGUGAAAGGCAGAGGGAAUGGGAGGAGAGUCAGAAGCAGACUCAGACAGCGGCAAGAGACAUCCAAGAAGGUAGUGCGCCUGGUCAGACUUGGGAUGUUCACCAGUAUGGCUAUAUUGGGGGUGAUAGUCAGAAUCGUGGUGGGCCUGGUCUAGGUGCGAGUGGUGCCAGGAGGCAGAUCAUCGGUCCGAGACCUCCACGAUAG